Arabidopsis arenosa is the source of this 1333-nucleotide messenger RNA. NCBI's taxonomy places the organism in Eukaryota, Viridiplantae, Streptophyta, Magnoliopsida, Brassicales, Brassicaceae. The record is from the annotation of a GenBank genome assembly.
GAGCGGCAUGGUCCCCAAACAUAUGUUCUUUAACUUUCAUUCCAAUAUGCAAGAGAAGGAUCUCAUGUUUGCUGCUGAGAGGAUGAAAAAGAUAGAGAAGCUUUUCUUACCAGUCUCAAUGGCUCUCAUGUUCAGUCAAUGGAAGAAUCUUAAAACACUGAUCAUCGCUCAUUGGAUCAUUUCCGCCCAAUCCUCUGAGAGUAGGAGAAACCUAGCUACGGAUUUCACUGGCAAUCUCAUAAAUAUCUCCCUCGCUAGUUGUAACGUGAUGGAGAAUUUGGAUAGCUUAGGAGAAGUUUCAAAAUGGGCAGAUGUAAACAGAGACAUUCUUGAACUUAUCUUCAAUAAGCUCGACUUGAUGGACAUUACCAUGGGAGCUUCACGUGUAUGCAUCUCUUGGUUCCUUGCCUCUCACAAAAGUACUUUGUGGAACACGGUCGACCUCACCAAGCUUCAAGAAUUAGAUAUCUCCAACAGUUUUGUCUUUAAGAGUAAAGUACGACCAAUCUUCUAUUACAAGCACCCGGUUGACGACGAUGAAGGCCUUUCUAAGAAUCUUUUGACUAAGAUCAUCUCCCGGUUCUUUCAUGACUUUUUUGAAGUACAAGGCGGCAUAAGUCUCAUGAAUCUAUUGAUUGAGAUCAGCAAGUUGAGCCGCAUGACCCCGAAGAAUUUGUUCUUUAACUUCAAUUCCUAUUUACAAGAAAAUGGUCUCAAGUUCGCUGCUGAGAAGAUGCCAAAUAUAGAGAGACUUGCUUUACCAAUCUGGUGCUAUCAAACCAAGAAUUCAAUGCGGUUUGCUUUCAGUCAAUGGAAGAAUCUUAAAACACUGAUCAUCGCUCAUGAACACUCUUUCACCGGGACAUUUGAGUUUCAGGCUGUGGGAGAGAGUUGUAGUAACCUAACCAACUUAAAAUAUUUGGGUCAUUUGGAAGAUUACAAGGCCAUUGAAAUGGUGCGUUACCUCCAUAGCCUCAAGAGGUUGAGUUUACGGUGCUCUUUGGUUAGUAACCUAGCAGUUUACCGCUUAAUCAUCGGCCUUCGAAACCUCACGAUUCUUAAUGUUUUACAUUGCAAACUCCCGCAUGAUUUGCUUCCUAUGGCGAAAUCUAUAGGCGGUUAUGUUAUAACGACCGCCACUCAAAAGCUUGAAAAAUUUAUCAGAUGUUCUCAAGAUUGUAGGAUUUGCAAAGAUCGAUGUCCCUACUCCUGGUCGUAUCUCGCUGAGGAUUGGCCGAAAGAUGAGAUAAAGGAACUUGAAUUCUGAAAUUUCUGAGAAUCAGUGUUUUGUUCUCCCUACUGAAUUGGGAAGCUGGUGGUUUAGUGCUUUUUU